Messenger RNA from Pedinophyceae sp. YPF-701, 882 nucleotides. Lineage: Eukaryota; Viridiplantae; Chlorophyta; Pedinophyceae. The record is from the annotation of a GenBank genome assembly.
AUGCCCAGGGCCUCGCACCUCUGCCGUGCCCAGGGCGGCUCCCCGCCAGACCCGACCGACGACAGGUACCUCCAGAUGCGCGCCGAGGUCCAGGCGCCCUUCCGGUCCCUCCGCAUCGUCAUCUUCGGGUUCUCGUGCGCCUCCGUCGCCACGGGCACCCUCAUCGCCCUCACGCAGCUCGUCGGCGCGCUAGCGGGCUCCGCCGCCGCAGUCGGCACCGUCGAGAGCUGCGCGCAGACCCUCGCGAUCGACGUCGCGGGCCUCGUGCUCUUCGCGACGCUCCUCCGCCGGGACCUCAAGGCUCGCGACGCACAGAUGGUUCGCCUCGCGCGUGAGGAACGCCUCGGGGCGCUCAGGGUCGAGCUGCCGUCCGGGACGAUGCGGCGGAUGUCCGAGCUGCGCGGGUUCGCGCGCCCCGUCGUCGUUGCCGGCACGCCCGAGCACGUGCGCGCGGCGCUGGAGGCGGCGGGGCCGUUCCGCGCGAAGAUGGCCGAGCGCGGGAUCACGGUCGUCGCGCUGCCGUGCUUCGGAGACACGCAGGACCCGCGGGAGCUCCUCGCGUCGAUCCCGGAGCCCGAGGAGGCGCCCGAGGCGCCCCCGGCGCCCGCGCAGGGCAAGGGCGGCGAGCGGCCAUGGGCGGUGGCGGCGUCGCGCACGGGAGAGUGGAAGUCCUGGGUCGUGGACCAGCUCGCGCAGGCGGGGAAGACGGAGGCGGAGGCGGGGGAGCGCGGGAUCUUCAUCGGCCUCCGGAUGGACGGGCGCGUGCGCUCGAGCGGCCUGGGGAACCCCCCGUGGGCGAGGUACUGUGCGGAGCUCGCGCCGCCGAAAGGGCUGUUCGGAGGCCUCGGGGACGGCUUUGAUGGCUCGGUGCGGAUCGACUGA